AUGCCCGACGCCAAUGACCCUCGCGGCCGGGCGGCUGCUCGCUCCAAGGCGGUAGCCGCCCUUAAGCCCACCAUUGAUGUCAUUAUCGAUCGCCAUUACAACUCCAGGGUCUACACCUCGGGAUCCGUCGUUGCUGGCCGCGCCAUUAUCAAGACGCUUCGCGACAUUGCCUUUGACCACUUUGACAUUGUCUUCACUGGCAUCGCCGCCACCCGCCUCGACUUUGUUCAGCAAUACCCAUCCCACUCCUUCAGGCCUUUUCUGAAGCUGCGCAUGCCCAUUUCCGAGGACCAUGUCCCCGAGGACCGCAUUUUCAAGACCGGCCGCACCUACACCAUUCCCUUCCACUUCGUCGUCCCUCACCAGCUUCCCAUGGGCGCUUGCAAGCACCAGUGCGAGGUUGGCGACGUCCUCGAUCACCACCUGCGCCUGCCCCCGACCAUUGGAUUCUGGAGCGCCGACGACCAGGCCCCCGAGAUGGCCCAGAUCGAGUAUGCCGUCAAGGCCCGCGCCGUCAAGCGGGAAAACGACGGCCUCGCUGCCACCAAGGUGAUGGAAGGCCAGCACGUUGUCAAGGUGCUGCCCGCCAGCCCCGAGGAUGCGCCCCUCGACAUCACCUUCCGGGACGAGCGCUACACUAUGGUCAAGACCAAGACGAUCCGCAAAAACCUCUUCUCCGCCAAGACGGGCAAGCUGACGGCAACCUCGACCCAACCCGAGGCUGUCAUGUUCUCCGCCGAUGGCCGCGAUGCCUCUCUGUCGGCUGCACACAUCAGGCUCGAGUUCGUGCCCGACUCCGUCGACACCGCUCCGCCCAAGAUCAACUCGGUAUCGGCUAAGAUGUUGUCCACAACCUUUUUUGGCGCGGCCCCCGUCAACUACAUGCCCAACCUGGGCCCACGCACUGCCUACCACGGCAACCCGUGCCUCAACUACGUCACGACGAAUCCUGUCUUUAGCCACAGCGUGUCUAAGAUUUCGUGGCUGCAAGAAAAGAUGGACACGGGCCGCCGCGACUCGGGCUACUCGAGCUCGCACCUGUCGCCGGACACGGAUGGCGUGGCCAAUAGCAGCGGCAACAGCAACAAGAAGGCUGGCUCGGCCAUUAAGCACGUCGCUAGUCUCGACAUACCAUUCACCAUCACCAACACCAACCGCAAGAUCUUUUUGCCCACCUUCCACUCGUGCCUCAUCUCGCGCACCUAUGUCUUGCAGCUGUGCCUCAGCGUUGGCCCCACCAACACCAACAUGACGCUGUCGGUACCGGUCCAGGUUGGCGUUGAGACCAUCCAUGACGAUCCCCAAGGCGGCACGCUGCCCAGCUUUGAGAGUGUCAUGGCCCGCGACGAAGAGGCCGCAGCUGACAGCUACCUCCGCCCGCGCAUUCGCCGUGCAGCCUCGGAGGAUGCACCACAAACCAACACCCUUUUGCCUGGCUACAGCGAGCUGAGCCGUAGAGCGGCCGUUCCAGUAGCGCCAGUCGCCUGA
Molecule: messenger RNA, 1488 nt
Organism: Cordyceps militaris CM01
Lineage: Eukaryota; Fungi; Ascomycota; Sordariomycetes; Hypocreales; Cordycipitaceae
Product: arrestin
Exons: 1
Coding region: 1-1488 (495 amino acids)
Source: RefSeq, a predicted model, not a curated record